Molecule: messenger RNA, 2898 nt
Organism: Venustampulla echinocandica
Lineage: Eukaryota; Fungi; Ascomycota; Leotiomycetes; Helotiales; Pleuroascaceae
Exons: 1
Coding region: 1-2898 (965 amino acids)
Biological process (GO): glucan catabolic process
Molecular function (GO): beta-glucosidase activity
Source: RefSeq, a predicted model, not a curated record
AUGGAUCGCCGCGACGAAGCAGGGCAAAGCCGGGAGGGCCUUCUCCGCUCGUACAAACGUGGAGAGAGCAUCCCAAUGCGCAAAUCUCUUGAAGAAGCCUACCGCUCCGACAGCGAAUCCGAUCUAGACGCCACGGAAUUUCUGGACAGCGAACCCCUCGAUACCAGUUCGAAGCCUCCUCCCCCCGCACACCAGCCAGCUACGUGGCUGCGAACUCUGCAAAAUAUAUGUGCUCGACGGUCGAAAUGUAUUCUUAUGAUCAUUUUCGUUCUCAUCAUCUUUUGGAUGAUACUGGGAGGUGGGGGUUUGUUUCUAUACAAACAGAAGCCAGUGGAUGGAGAAUCUCCGCCAUGGUAUCCGACACCCCCCGGAGGGACUGUGGCACAAUGGAGCGAGAGUUAUAAUAAGGCUGCGGAGCUGGUCAAGAAGAUGACUCUGGCGGAGAAAGUGAACGUUACAACUGGCACUGGGUGGCAGAUGGGACUGGCUGUUGGAAAUACUGGUCCCGCAAUCCAUGUUGGAUUCCCGGGAUUGGCAUUGCAAGAUGGUCCUCUUGGACUGAGAUUCGCCGACAAUGCCACAGCGUUCCCGGCUGGAAUCACGGUGGGUGCGACUUGGAAUAAGGAGCUCAUGUAUCUAAGAGGCAGGGCACAUGGGAAGGAGGCACGUUUAAAGGGGAUCAAUGUCUUGUUAGGACCAUGCGUAGGACCCCUUGGAAGAAUGCCAGCUGGAGGGCGAAACUGGGAGGGCUUUGGUACCGACCCAGUCCUGCAAGGCAUUGCUGCUGCUCAAACAAUUAAGGGUAUCCAGGAGGAGGGUGUUAUGGCUACGAUCAAACAUUUUAUUGGGAAUGAACAAGAGCAUUUCAGACAGAGCUGGGAGUGGGGCUUGCCGAAUGCUAUGUCAUCGAAUAUUGACGAUAGGACCCUCCAUGAGAUGUACGGAUGGCCGUUCCAAGACUCAGUGAAGGCAGGAGUUGCCAGCGUCAUGUGCAGCUACCAGAUGCUCAAUAAUUCAUACUCCUGCGGAAACUCGAAACUGCUAAAUGGCAUCUUAAAGGAUGAGUUAGGCUUCCAAGGCUUUGUUCAAUCAGACUGGCUUGCUCAACGGUCCGGCGUUGGAAGCGCGCUGGCGGGUUUGGAUAUGACCAUGCCUGGGGAUGGUUUGAAAUGGGCAUCCGGGAAGUCACUUUGGGGCCCUGAGAUGAGCAAGGCAGUUUUGAAUGGAUCUUUACCAAUCGAAAGGCUCAAUGACAUGGUGACAAGGGUUGUCGCCGCGUGGUAUCAGCUAGGCCAGGACGACAAAUCGAAAUUUGAUGGACAAGGCCCUAACUUUUCAUCAUGGACAAAUGAUAAAAUGGGUGUCAUCAAUGCCGGAAGUCCUGAUGAUAAAGACACAAAAGUCGUCAAUAAGUUUAUCAAUGUCCAAGGAAGUGGCGAAGAUGCACAUUCAAUCAUUGCACGACAAGUUGCUGUCGAAGGCUCAGUAUUGUUGAAAAAUAAAGACAACGUUUUGCCCUUAAGCAAGGACGGCUGGCCGUCUGACCAGGGUCACGAAAUUAACAUGCGAAUUGGGAUUUUUGGAGAAGAUUCAGGAGAGGGUAAUGGUCCCAAUGCUUGUCCCGAUCGAGGGUGUAACCAAGGCACACUUGGUUCUGGUUGGGGCUCUGGUGCCGUCGAGUUUCCUUACUUGAUUUCACCGGCGGCUGCUCUCAAGGAAGCUUUCAACAAAGACCGUGUCUAUGUGACAGACUACCCAACAAACUCGCCGCCUUUUAAGAGCACACCUGUUAUUCUUAAAGACCAGGAUAUCUGCAUUGUUUUUGCCAAUUCCGACGGCGGCGAAGGAUAUAUUGCGUCUGAAGGUAUCAGUGGUGAUAGAAAUGACUUAUAUCUUCAACACAACGGCGACAAUCUCAUCACAGAAGUCUCAGAAGGCUGUGGCGAUGGACGAGGUAGCACAAUUGUUGUGAUCCAUUCAGUUGGGCCUGUCAUUCUUGACAAGUGGAUCAACCUUCCUGGUAUCAAAGCGGUGAUUAUGGCCAACCUUCCUGGUCAAGAGAGCGGCAAUGCAAUUGCAGAUAUCCUCCUCGGGAAAGUCAACCCCAGCGGCAAGCUUCCCUACACGAUCGGUAAAUCACUAGAUGAUUACGGCCCAGGAGCUAAGAUAUUAUAUCAUGCCAACGGCGUAAUACCGCAACAAACGUUCUCUGAGGGAUUAUACAUUGAUUACCGACACUUUGACAAAUUUGGCGUGGAACCAACCUAUGAAUUCGGAUACGGGCUCUCAUACACUAAAUUCCAAUUUGCCAAUCUCCGUGUCACGCCAGUCCUCCCGAAAUCCAGCCUUCCUGCCCCCCGACCAACUGGAAUCGCUCCACCAAAAUUCGAAGAUGUUAUCCCGGAUGCUAGCGAAGCUUUACUUCCAAAGGGGUUCAGAAAACUAAAGAAAUUUGUAUAUCCUUACAUUGAUAAGCUCUCCGACAUCAAGAAAGGAAAGUACCCCUACCCCGAAGGGUACGAUAUCCAACAGCCUCCUUCCCAAGCUGGUGGCGAUGAGGGUGGAAACCCCGACUUAUGGAAUGUUUACGCCAAUGUAUCCGUCGACCUCACGAACGUGGGCCCACGUGGAGGAAAAGAAGUCGCCCAACUCUACCUCAGCUUCGCCGAUUUGCAAGGCGAGGCAAAGCAUGUAGAUUUUCCACUCAAGGUGUUAAGGGGAUUCGAGAAGGUGUAUCUAGAGCCGAAUGAGACGCAGACGGUGCAUUUCAAUCUUACGAGACGCGAUUUCAGUUAUUGGGAUGUUGUGCAGCAGAAUUGGGUCAUGCCGACUGAAGGUAGCUUCACUAUCCGAGUGGGCACAAGCUCCCGAGACUUGAGGCUUACGGGGUGGUAUUGA